AUGCCUCCGCGUAAGCGCCAGUCUGGGUUAAUGUUCCAAGGCUCUGUUCAAGAGUCUGUGGACAUCAACCCACAAGAAGAGGCUGGUCCUGUCGCUGGAGAGAAGUCAGCUCCAGGCCGUAGAAACCGCGCUAGAGACGUAGUCGACGCUGGUAAAGACUAUGUCGCACGAGGCGUGCAAAAGCUUGUACAGAGUAAAAAGGAUUUUUGCGCGGCGUGUAAGCGCAUUCCUUUUGACGAGUGCUUGCCUGAUUCAUCAAAGGGCAACAACGAAUCGAAGCAAGACGCCUUCGUCAUAUAUCUGAACUUGGAGACGAUACUGGAUAAUAGCGGAAUCUGCAGACUAUGUAGUCUGUUGGAGAAGAGUAUAUGUCAAGAAGAUCACGACCUGCUGAAGGCUGAACACAUCCGGAAGCACUUGCCCGAGACAUUCGACGAGCACACGAGCAUGUCCGAAUGGAUCCCAAAGUACAAAGACGACGAUUCAUGGCCAUUCGGCUUUACUUCAGACCGCUCGGGUGCUUCUGACCAUGCAGUGGAUGAAGCCAAGAGGCUAUUCUCGGAGGCCGAAGAUCGUGAUACGAAGAUGAACAAUGUCAGCGAUAUGUAUCAAUCGAUAACGGAAGAUGCAGCACUGGCAGUAGAAGCGGCGCAGCUAGCUCUGGACAUGGUUCCACUCUCGAGGAUAGAGGACAAGGACGCACGAGAGGUGUUUACGGCACUGCGGUUCAUUACUCGUCAGGUCGCCAACAUCCAGAACAUGACACGUGCGCGAUUACCCUGUAUCUUCAUGUUGAGAAUGUAUCGCAGCAAUGAGAAGAAAGCCGGUGCUUUGAGCGUUCGUGUUUAUGCUCACGGAGGGGCUGCAUUGGCCCCGUUGCAAGAGAUUACCCACGUCAGUCUGCGGUUCGAGAAUACUGAGGAGCCACGACAAUUCGAAAAACAACUCUGGUAUGGAAACAGGUUAGAAAAACGUAUCGACAUUCCCUUCUUCAAGCAUUGCAUCGAAGAGUGCAGACAGGAACACAGUGGUAAAGAUGGAUGCGCUAGUCCAUUGAGCAGCGCUGUCAAACCCGACGACAAGACCAUCUUUCGCCUUAUAAACGUGAAUACGAUGAGCGUAAAGAAACUGAUGUACCUUGAAGUCAUGAAAGGCUCCAAAUAUCCCUAUGCAGCACUCAGUUAUCUGUGGGGAAAGCCGCUAUCGCUUGAGGGCUGGACACUUGUUUCAGAUCGGGAAUCGGUAGGAAAGAAAAAAUGGAAAAGGAGAAAGCAGGACGGUAGUUGGGCCUUCCGAGAUGAGUGUCUUGACAGGACAAAGCUCAGGAGAGGGCACGAGUCGAACAUUUUGUACAGGGACGGGGGUCUUAAGGACAUGAUGUCUAGCAUACCAAAGACCAUUCGGGAUGCGAUCGACGUUACGAAGAAUGUAGGUUUGGACUACAUAUGGGUCGAUCAGCUGUGCAUAAUCCAAGAUGAAGGAGACCCAGACAAAAAGCUCAACAUUGAACGCAUGGAUACGAUAUACAGCCACGCGCAGUUUACGAUCGUUGCAGCUGAUGGCAAAAAUGCUGAUUCUGGCUUGAGAGGAGUAGGAUGCGACCGGGGUGAGCUCGAGCAGAUCAGCGAGGAAAUCGUCCCUGGAGCGAAUAUGUCACUACCCGUCAACAUCAAAUGGGAUAUCCGAUUGUGGGAGUCAAGAGCAUGGACUUUUCAGGAGAAAGUCUUAUCCAAGAGACUCCUCGUCUUCACUGGUGGCUGCGCAAUUUGGUAUUGCAGAGGCGGUAUCUGGAGAGAGGAUGUAAAUGCUCUGGAUGGCGAUAUCUCCGCCGUCAGGUUCCCUUGGCCUCGUAUGGCUGCUUCAACGCCUUCCAAAGACAAACUAGAAGGGGCAGGUCUGAGUUCGAGGGCAGAUGGUGGCAUAUGUAUGCAUAGACGGUCCGUCAUGUAUGAUUACGUUGCAGCAGUCGAAGACCUUAGUUCAAGAGAUAUUACCAAUGCUGGGGACAUCCUGGGUGCUUUUAGAGGUGUUUCUAAGGUUUUGGGAACCCAAGAGCAUCUAGGGAGACACUUUUGGCAAGGACUUCCAGUCCACUUCAUGGACGUUGCAUUACUCUGGCAAACUAGUCGACCGGCCCAUCGAAGAGACAAGGCCGAUGAGGACGACCGAAUCCCACCUAGCUGGUCUCCGUUUGGCUGGGCAGCAGACUCCGACACCGUGAGUAGCGCCCCCGCGCGUACUCUCAUCGAAUACACGAAGCCGUACGAAGUAUGGUCAGAUGGCAAGGGCAUACUUCUGCGUCGCGAUCCGGACGGAACGGAUAAGGAGACACGUAAGAUGACACGAUGUUCGGGAAGAGUUACGGCUGAGGAGCGUAUUCGCCCCAUAAAACACACUCUUUGGAAACAUAACGUCAAUGGCACCUCUCUCGAGCCCGUGGGCUUGUUCGGUCGAAAGGAAUUCAUGGAUGGAUUUGAUCCACCUGACUGGGAGUCUUCAAACUCAAAAACAGAACAGCCUCGACCCCUACCUGCGCAAAUCUUUGGUGACCGGACGCUGGUGAUCUUCGCUCAAACUGCAAUGCUCAUCCUCCAUCAGCAAACUUGGAGGACAAUAAGAACUUCCUACGUCAAAAGCCACGACGUAUCCAGAGUCACCUUUGAGAACACCGAUAUCAAGUCCGAUACACUGGGAGAAACCAUCACAACACGCCAGGAGUAUUGGCUCCGCGCCCAGAAGUCGGAAGGUGGUGGCAACUCCGAAAAAGGUCUAGCGAAUGUGGAAGGCGGUAUUGAAGAUGUGAAAAUAGGCGUGGGCAGGAUUGACGAGGCCGAUUUCGGUGCGAUCAACACGAGCGUCAAAGCUGUAGUUCUCUCAGAAGCGCAGUACCUUGGAAACGAAGACGUACCAGAUGUACUCGGGUAUCCGUUGUACACUGUGAUGCUUGUGCGCCAGAGCGAGAAGCACGCUAGAGUGUAUGAGCGUGUUGGAUUAGGUCACGUUCACAAGAGCAAGUGGAAGAAGCUUUCACCAAGAAAGGAGACAGUGUGUCUGAUCUGA
Messenger RNA from Alternaria arbusti, 3060 nucleotides. RefSeq lists its product as uncharacterized. The record is from RefSeq and is a predicted model, not a curated record. The transcript has a single exon. Bases 1 to 3060 code for a protein of 1019 amino acids. NCBI's taxonomy places the organism in Eukaryota, Fungi, Ascomycota, Dothideomycetes, Pleosporales, Pleosporaceae.